AUUAGUACUACUUGUAAGUAGUGUUAAUUUACGUUACGUUAAUGUGUAGUCUUAGUGAUAAGAAAUACAAAAGGUUUAAAAUCGUUGUACUAUGCCUUGGCUAUGUUUGAUAAGAGAUUAACUGAUGAUUGUGGUAACAUAAAAGCAUAAUCCUGAGGAUGGCUGUUUCUGACCUUGAAGUCAACCAUCAUCAGACUGAACUUGAUUCAGAUUUUGAGGAACUCAACCUUCCUGUAACAGAUGAUGAGUUGGAUGAAGAUUCAUUGCCAGUGACAGAGUGCUCUCGUGGUAUUUCUUUUUGUCGAAUUCAUGAACCAACAUAUGCUUUUGAUGAUGUUAAGCAACAUAUGUUUAUACCACAUUGUGGGAUUUCCAUUAGAAUUUCUAAUGAAGAAAGAUGUUCCACCUCCCAUUUUUUGAACCCAAACUUGUAUAUUAUUGAGAUUCAACAUGGCAACUUCCAAUGGACUGUCAAAAGACGGUACAAACAUUUUCAUGAGCUCCAUAAGCACCUUAGAGUUUACCGUGCAAAGAUGGCAAUACCAAUUGGCACUCGACAACAUCAAGAACGUAGACAGAGUUAUCAUAAGGUUUGCAAGAAAAAAGGUAAAAAAAGUCUUCCACGCUUCCCUCAACGGCCAGAAGCUCUGAUAGCUCAUGACCUUCUUGACAGAAGGCGGGCACAACUAGAAGACUAUUUGAAGAAUUUACUUGCUAUACCCAUUUAUAGGUGUCAUCCUGAGACACUAAAGUUUUUGGAAAUAAGCCCUGUCUCCUUUAUUGAAGCUCUGGGCCAAAAAGGCAAGGAAGGAUUAGUAAAAAAACGCUCAGGUGGACAUCAAGUUGUAACUGUUUGUAUGAGGUUUAAAUGGAUUUUCUUUUAUUUCUGUAGCAGCUGGAGGAAAAGGUGGCUUGUCUGUAAAAACAACUUCAUUGCCUACAUUCGACCUCGGGAUGGAAUCAUCAAGUCUGUUCUUUUGAUGGAUCAAGGAUUUCAUGUGGAACAAGGGAUUAUCAGCACUGGAAUACCUCAUGGCCUGUUAAUCUCAAACCUCUCCAGAAAGUUGCUGGUCAAGUGUUGGACUAAACGAAAACAACAAGAGUGGGCCCAAUAUAUCAUGGAAGUUGCCAACACAUCUGCUAGAGAUUUUACACAACAGAACCGUUAUGAUUCUUUUGCUCCUGUUCGAAAUAAUGUUUCUUGCCGCUGGUUUAUAGAUGGUGCUACUUAUUUUGAAGCUGUGGCUGAUGCAUUGCAACUUGCUCAAGAAGAAAUUUUCAUUACAGACUGGUGGUUAAGUCCAGAAAUCUAUUUAAAACGACCAGUAAUUCAUGGUGAAAGGUGGCGCUUAGAUAAAAUUCUUCAACGUAAAGCACAACAGGGUGUUAAAAUAUUUGUCCUUCUCUACAAAGAAGUUGAACUGGCACUUGGAAUAAAUAGCUUGUACAGCAAGAGGCAGUUGGUGCAACAACACCCAAAUAUCAAGGUCCUCCGUCAUCCAGAUCAUGUGCCAGGAGGAGUGCUGUUCUGGGCUCAUCAUGAAAAGAUCAUAGCUAUAGACCAAACCUAUGCUUUUAUUGGUGGACUGGAUCUGUGCUAUGGUAGAUGGGAUGAUUACCUUCACAGGUUGACAGACUUAGGUGGUAUUGCUGUGAACAAGCCAAGAGCUAAUACAGUUUCUCCUGGAAUACAUGCAUCUACUUCACCAAUAGAUACACCAUUAAUUCAACGAUCUCACUCGGCAUUACAGUUGGAUAUGUUGGAUUCCCCAAGUAAUCCAACUGAACAGUCUACUAUGCUAAUACCAAGUAUUCACAUUUCCUCUUCACUAUCAGUAGAAAAUAUAUCUUACCAGAAUCAGGUCACUAUACAGCAAGCCACUUGUGAUUCAGAUUUACCAAAUGCCUUUGAAGCUAGAAAGGAAGAUGAGGAAGUACCUGAUGAUAAAGGACUUGGUACUGAUAAUGCAAGAAAAACUGAAAUUCAUAAGGAACAAAACACAAAAAAGUGGAAGUAUAUAAUACAAAAGAAAAAACAUUCAGAAAAUCUAGAUUCUGAUGACGAUAAUCCUGAAGGUAACAUGGAUGAAAUGAAGAAACUAAAAGAUGGAAAACAGGAAGCUGAUGAUGAAGUGGAUGAACAUGGUUUUAAAGGGAGAAGACUGUACUCAAGCAGACACAAAAGUCGGAAAGUUAUUCAGGCAGUUGCAAGGUUGCAAGCUUUGAAACACCGUAUGAGGAGGCAUUCAUCUGGUUCUAUAGACUCUCUCAACGAGGGAUUCAGUAACACGUUAAACAUCCCAGUUGGGGACUUGCGUCAGUCCACCAGUGAAAUAGCAUUAAAUGAGCUUGGCUUAAAGGGGACUCCAAAAUUGUGGUUUGGGAAGGAUUAUAGUAAUUUCAUUGUGAAGGACUUUAUCCAGCUUGAACAGCCAUAUCAAGACCUUGUUAAUCGCAACACAACCCCCAGGAUGCCUUGGCAUGAUAUUGGCCUCCUUCUUCAGGGCAGCAGUGCUAGAGAUGUAUCUCGUCAUUUUAUUCAGAGAUGGAAUUUCACAAAGUUUGAAAAAGCUAAGCAGUAUGUGAAAUAUCCAUGGCUGUUACCCAAAGCUUAUGACAACCUCAACAACUUCCCAAGUCUUCCCAAAGAAUCAACAGGACAAAUGUUGUGUGCAAAUGUUCAGAUAUUGAGGAGCAUAGGAGAAUGGUCAGCAGGAGUAAGGGAGACAGAACAGUCAAUUCACAAUGCCUAUAUAGAUAUUAUACAAAAUGCUAAACAUUUUAUUUAUAUUGAGAAUCAAUUCUUCAUCACCCAGGCUGCUGGAAACACUUAUGUCUUCAAUGAAAUUUCUGAAGCUCUGUAUCGACGCAUCAUAAUAGCACAUAAAAACAAAGAAAAGUUCCGUGUUUAUGUUGUGAUGCCAUUAUUGCCAGCAUUUGAAGGAGAACUUGGAACAACUGGAGGUACAGCUAUUCAGGCUAUUACACACUGGAACUAUGCUUCCAUAUCUCGUGGUCCCAACUCUCUGUUACAAAGACUAAGUGCAAGAGUUGGAGAUCCUACAAAUUACAUUUCAUUUUACGGACUUAGAAAUCAUGAGACAUUGCACAACAAUCUGGUUACUGAAUUAGUGUAUGUUCACAGUAAAAUGAUGAUAGUAGAUGAUCGAACGGUCAUCAUUGGUUCAGCUAACAUCAAUGACCGCAGUUUACUGGGUGAGCGAGAUAGUGAGAUAGCUGCAGUCAUGGAAGAUGUGGAUUUCCAAAAAUCUAUCAUGAAUGGAACACCAUAUCAAGCAGGUGUAUUUGCUGGGACUUUAAGAAAAUCUCUUUUUAGAGAACAUCUUGGGCUAGAUGAAAAGAAUAGUGAAACAGAUCUCAGAGAUCCAGUCUCAGAUACUUUCUAUAAGGAUGUAUGGCUAACUGUUGCUGCACUUAAUACUUCCAUAUUUGAAAAAGUCUUUCGUUGCAUACCUACUGAUGAAGUUCAUAAGUUUGCUCAGAUUAAGACACACCAAACUCAGCAAGGUCUGGCUCAAACAAACCCUGCUAAAGCUCAGCUAGAGCUACAGAAAGUUCGAGGCCAUCUUGUUCUGUUACCGUUAUCAUUCCUCAGUGAAGAGGAUCUCACUCCUAGUUCUGGAACCAAAGAAUAUUUCCUGCCUACUUUUACAUGGACAUAGUAAAUAUUUAUAAGCGUCAUAAUUGAAGUAUCAUUUGUUGGCUUUCAAUUAUUAUAAAGUAGCUAAAGGGAACUGCAUUUAAGUAAAAUGUAAUCUGCCACAAUAAGUAAUAAGACAUCGAGGUUCUACCUAUAGUAAACUCCUACAUUUUCUGUUGAAAGAUUCAGAGUGUGAAAAGUAUUUAUCAAAAUGUUUUUGCAAUAUUUAGCCAAGAAAUUUAAGAAUUACAUGUAUGUUUUGAUUUUUUUUUAAAGCAAUGAGCCAACAGAAUACUUACUAAACUUUAGUUCAUUCACAGAACUGGUCUCAUUGCAAAAUUAAAACACUCCAAAGGUAAGGGAAGUGUGAGACAACUUUCCAUCCUCUUUUUUUCACUUUUCAUUCAUAUAAUCUACACUGUUUUGAAUAUAGGAUUGUUGUGUUUUUGUUUUUCUUUAUGUUCCUAUGGUGCUGGGAAAGACAUUAACAAAAAUUUGUUUUGUUUGAGUUUUGGUAAAGUUUAUUUUAUGCAUGUAUUGUGUGCAUUCUUAAGGGUUAUAUAUAUUACAUUGUUAUUGUAAUAGUGAUUGUUAGUAUGCUCAAAGUUAGCAUGUAUUCAUAUUGAUUGAUGUUAAAAGAAAGUCAGUCUUGCACACUAAACCAAAGGUUUUCCAUUGCUAAACUUAGGAACCUCAUUCAGUUUCACUUUUAAUUGAAUUCCAUGUGUUUGUUAUAGUAUUGAAUCUAAUCUACUUCAUCUAUGUUAAAGUAAACGAAAUGUGGCAGAAAUUAAUUUAUUUAAUCAACCCAAGGUUUUCACUGUUUAACUGACAUAUAUGAUUUUAUUGGAGAAAAAAAAAGUAAUAGAAAGAGGCCAAAAUUAGCAAUUGUUUUUUCACUCUAUUUUUAUUACAAUCACUACAUUCAGACCUAAUAAUAUAUUUUUAUUACAUUGUCUCAUCAGCAAAACAGAUGAAGUUAUCAUUUAGGGUUUUAAUAUAAUGUUGGAUGAGAGUAUAAGUUCUCCCCUACACACACAUUCUCCAUGGGUAUGCAAAAUGUAAAACAAAAGUAAAAGUUAAGUUAUUCAAUUCUAAUGCAACUGAUCAACUUUAUAUUGUACUUAUUUGGAAGUUAGAAAAUCUUCAAACAGUGCUUGAUUAGCACUGAAAACCUACGAUAAGAAGUAAAAAUAUGGGGUUCUUUCAUUCCUAGAAAAAACCCACUGAAUAAUUUAGUAUGUCUCCAAGUAAAAUUUUUGUUAUUUUCUUACUAUCUUUAAGAUUGCCUUUCUUCAAACUUUUUGUAACUCUACUAAGAAGUAUUAACAUUAUGGAUUAUAUAGAAAAGUGUCUUUGGCAUGAACAGAUUGUCUUCUAUUUUUGAAUUUGUGUGUUAUAUGAAACAGAAAUACAACUUUCAACUGUUAAAAAAAAGCAAUAAGUAUUGUGAUGAAUCUUUCAAAUGUGGAUAUUAAUGGAUAAUAUUGAGCAUGUUCGUAGAUUGUUUGUUCUUAAAUAUUAUAUAAAGUAUAAAGUCUUCCAUAAAAGAUGGUGCUACAUCUUUAAUAUUCAGCUAUAUAUUUCCAGUAUUAACUAAUGUACCAAUGAAAAGUUCCAUAAUUUAUAAAGUUUGAUUUGAUUUUAAAAAUAAAGUUUAUUGCAUGAAUCUUUUUGGACUUUGCUGUUUCAUCUGAGUAAAUUUGCCAACUUAAUAUAAAUGGAUGCUUGUGACAUGAAACCAUCAUUUGGCCUCCUAACUUCUUGCUAAGGAAAUAUUUAAGUAUAUAUAUUUGUUUCAAGUAUAUAUCACAAUUUUGGAUUGUACAAUCAGAUGCAACUAAUCUAAGCUUCAUGUAGAUGAUACUGAAGUACAAAUUAUAAUUCAAUGACAGACACAGAAAGUAUUAAUAUAUCUAUAUAUUUACUGUUAGAGAUUUUGAGUGAAUAAUUAAGUGAAGUAGUCCAUUCACCCAUAAAAUUACUCUAAAACUCAUAACAUGAGGAUGAAUUAAUUAUACUGGAACUUAAUUGGUUAAUCUACACUAUGUUGUACUUUUUCUUUUAUUACUCAAGCUUUCAGAUCAGUUACUAAAGUAGUGGCAUAGGAAGUGGGAGGGGGGGGGAAUUUUUCAAAUUGUGCAAGUGAAAAUAGGUCAAAAUUAGGAAAAUUACUCUCAGGAAAAGCAGGAGAAUACUUCCAGGACCCUAAGGCGAGCCCUUUACUCUGGCAGUAGUUGCUGUCUGUGGUGCACAUUCCCUCAUUCCACUUUAUUAAAUAAACCUUGCCCCCCCCCACUUUAAAUUUGCCUACUACAUAUCUGUUGAGCUUUUGAGAAUUGUAGGAUGUUCAAUUAGUAAGAGCAACUAAAGUAACAGUUCAAAAUACAAGUUGGCUAGCAACAGUAAUAACAAAGAAGUGCCCUCUAUAGUUUUACAAGAAAUAAACAAAUUGAAAUGUUAAAAAAUAAUAGUAAGUAAAAAUUAUAACUGAGCCAAAUUUGUAUUGUUUUGUCCUAACAUCAGGCUACAAUGGAAAAGUAAGACAAAGAAAAUUGGUAAUUGAGGUUUAUAACAGUAUUACACCAAUGAAUAGUUUGAUUUCUUUGAUGAAAGGUAACCAGCAAGUGUGUAAAGAAAAAUCAUUAUUUUGGUUAAAACCUGUAGAAGGACCACAUCCAUGUAUUGAUAUUGCAGUAACUUCAUUUUUUCUUCUUGGUGUCAUCCUUGUUAAUUAUUUUUAUAUUCUUAAGGUUAAUGUCGUGAUUGCUAUCUAUUGAGCAUGUAAUGCAAUAACUAAGUAUCUGUGGAAGCAUGUAUGAUGUCUCUUUGAUGGCUUACCUUUAGGUAGGAUGCUCUUAAUUUAGGUGGGCUCUUAAAAAUUGUCCGAAUGUUACAGGUAUUCAUUAUUCUUUUUUUCUCCAAAGUCAGGGCUCAGGGUUAGACAAAACCCUUUGGAGCAUCUGGCUUCUAGAUUUUGUAAUUUGGUAGUUAAUUAAACAUUCAGGGGCCAACUGAAAUAUUAUUAAAAUUUGAUGACGAGGAACCCACUUUGAGGCUAAUAAUGGCUGGAGACGGCUUGAAUGGGUAAUGAAGAAAAACUUUAAUAUAAGUUUUUCUUCAUUACCCAUUCAAGCCGUCUCCAGCCAUUAUGAAAUAUUAUUAAUUCUUUAGCUACAAUUAUUUAAUGGUCAACUCCACUAAUAUUAAAGUGGGUACAAUUAAUUUACUAAUAUGAAGUAUUAACUAAGAUGGAAUGUUGAAAAAUACAAAACCUCUAUCUUUGAUAUAGGUUUAAAAAAUGAUGAAAUAAAAAACUUGAAUUGUUCCUUUUUCUUAAGCCAGCUAUACAUUUGAAACCAACAAUUCUGGAUUUUUCAAACUUUACUAGUACACUGUUUUUUGGGAUUCAACAUUUGAUUUGGUUGUCAGUCUUCUCUGUCUGCGUAAUUCAAUGAUAUAUCUUAAAGAAUAAUGAAUUGAUUUUGAAGUUGACAUUUUGCCCUAUGUCACCCACCAAUUUAAUUAUAUGACUUUUACACUUUUCAAGUAUGGAGGCUCAUAAUGUUUUCAUGGUUAUAUGGCAGUGAAGAAGUGAUGUCUAAUAUGUAAUGUGCAGUUGCAAAUUUAUUGGAUUUUAAAAGGGGGUCAAACAAUUGACGACUAUUAAAAAUAAAAUACAUGAGAAGUAUUGUUAGUUUUUUUAUCACAGUACCGUAUACAAUAGUAGUGUGUUUUUUUUCACAGAUUUAAUAUUUGACAUUACCACCCCCACAGUCAUGAAGGGUAAUACUAAUCAAUAUAUGAUCAUCAAGACAAAAUUUUGGUUGAUCCUCACAAUCUGCAUCUUGCAAAUUUGAGCCCUGUAAGUUCUAGGAAAUAUGGUAUGGCAGUCCUGUGUUUAUCUUCAUUGUUAAGUUCCACUAUACAAAAUUAAAAGUGUUAAUUUUAUUUCUUUUUUUCACUUCCAUUUACCUUUCUUUAUGACAGAGGGUCAGAGAAUGUGUGACAUUAUUAAUUUCAUAUUCUUUUAGCAGCAUUUUGACAAAUGCUUCAAAUGAAAUAUAGAGAAAUGCUGAUACUAUAAUAUACCUCAGAUAAAACAUUCAGAUUAUUUUUUUUAUAUACCCAAUAUUAGAAACUGUUAAAAAGUAUUUAAUUUAAAAUAGCUGUUGAUAACAAAUAACUAUUGAUAGUACUUGUAGUAUUUCCUCUUUUUAAAGAAGGGGAUUUGUGAUUAAUAUGUUGUAUGAUGUUUUAAUAAAAU
Limulus polyphemus (Atlantic horseshoe crab) is the source of this 7928-nucleotide messenger RNA. It is a transcript of the gene Pld, whose product is annotated as phospholipase D1-like. NCBI's taxonomy places the organism in Eukaryota, Metazoa, Arthropoda, Merostomata, Xiphosura, Limulidae. Gene Ontology annotation, molecular function: phosphatidylinositol binding; D-type glycerophospholipase activity. Bases 159 to 3683 code for a protein of 1174 amino acids. The transcript has 24 exons. Gene Ontology annotation, biological process: cell motility; phosphatidic acid biosynthetic process; intracellular signal transduction. The record is from RefSeq and is a predicted model, not a curated record.